UUCUCUGGGAAAGUGUCUGGCUCCCCGAGAAUCCUUGGGGCGGGGUGCCGGGGCGCGCCUGGCGCAAAAUGGUUAAAACAAAGUCCCCGCGCGCCCCGCGGCCCCUCUUAAGGAAAGUGUGCGCGCUGGUGGCUGGGCACCCCCUUUGCUGAUCUGAGGAUCGGUUACCCGGAGGAAGUCUGGUGGUGUCGGGGGAGGGAUGCCUCAGGCUGGUGCCGACUCCCGCCCCCAGGCCUCUGGCGGGGCGCACCUCCCGCCAGACGGGCGCAGCGCGCUGGGCCGGGGCGUCUGCGGCGGGCGGCGGGCGGCCGGAGCGCGCUCGACCCGGCAGCUCACUCUCUCUGCCUCCUCCCCCCAGGACUACCGAGAGGAUGGGAUGGAUCUAGGCAGUGACGCCGGCAGCAGCAGCAGCAGCAGCAGCAGCCGCGCCAGUUCGCAGUCCAACUCCACCAAAGUGACCCCUUGCUCCGAGUGCAAAUCCUCGUCGUCGCCGGGGGGCAGCCUGGACUUGGUGUCUGCGCUGGAGGACUAUGAGGAGCCCUUCCCGGUUUACCAGAAGAAGGUGAUUGAUGAGUGGGCGCCGGAGGAGGACGGGGAGGAGGAGGAGGAAGAGGAGGACGAGCGCGACGGACGAGGGUACCGGGAUGACCGCUGUCCCGCCCGGGAGCCGGGGGACGUGAGCGCCAGGACCCGCAGCGGCGGCGGCGGCGGCGGCGGCGGCGGGGGUAAAGGAGCCACCACCGCCAUGCCGCCCCCCCUGCCCAACGGCAACCUCCACCCGCACGACCCCCACCAGGACCUCAGGCACAAUGGCAACGUGGUGCUGCCCGGCUGGCCCGGCGGUUCUCGAGUCCCCCGCCGGGCGGUCCAGAAGCCCCAGCUGGCGGGGGGCCUGCGCGGCGGCCGGGGCCCGGCGGCGGGGGGCCUCUGCCUUCAGCCCACGGACGGCGGAACGUGCGUCCCAGAGGAGCCCCCGAUGCCCCCGAUGGACUGGGAGGCGCUGGAGAAGCAUCUGGCCGGGCUGCAGUUCCGGGAGCAGGAGGUGCGGAACCAGGGCCCCGGGAGGACCAACUCAACCUCAGCACAGAAAAAUGAGAGAGAAUCUAUCCGACAGAAGUUGGCACUCGGGAGCUUCUUUGAUGAUGGCCCAGGAAUUUAUACCAGCUGCAGCAAAAGUGGGAAGCCAAGCCUUUCCUCUCGCCUACAGAGUGGGAUGAACCUGCAGAUCUGCUUUGUCAACGACAGCGGCAGUGACAAGGACAGCGAUGCGGAUGACAGCAAGACGGAAACCAGCCUGGACACCCCCUUGUCGCCCAUGAGCAAACAGAGCUCUUCCUAUUCCGAUAGAGACACUACUGAAGAGGAAUCUGAAUCCUUAGAUGAUAUGGAUUUCCUCACCAGGCAAAAGAAAUUGCAGGCUGAAGCCAAAAUGGCCCUCGCCAUGGCCAAACCCAUGGCCAAAAUGCAAGUAGAAGUGGAAAAACAGAACAGGAAAAAGUCUCCCGUCGCUGACCUACUGCCACACAUGCCUCAUAUAAGCGAAUGCUUGAUGAAGAGGAGUUUAAAGCCCGCUGACCUGAGAGACAUGACUAUUGGGCAGCUACAAGUGAUAGUCAACGAUCUCCAUUCUCAGAUAGAAAGCUUGAAUGAAGAGCUGGUCCAGCUGCUGCUCAUCCGAGAUGAGCUGCACACAGAACAGGACGCCAUGCUGGUGGACAUCGAAGACUUGACCAGACAUGCCGAAAGUCAGCAGAAGCACUUGGCAGAGAAAAUGCCUGCGAAGUGAAGAGGAGCCAUCCCAUCAGAGGACAAGCUAGACGUCUUUUUGCUUCUGUGGUUGUAAAAAUGCUGUUGCGCAAGGUGGCGCAGAAACAAACAAACAUCAGUGUUAGUCAUUCAUUGAUAAUGUCUGAAGCUUCAUGUCCAGUGAUUGGCCUUUGCUUCUUUUUCUUUUUUUUCCGCAUUUUACCAGAUGAAUUUGACAUUUUCAGAGCAUUACACCCCAAAACUGCAGGGCACACGUUCCCCUCAACUGCACAUGGAACACCCUGUAGGACAGACCACAUAUUAAGCCACAAAACAAGCUUAAAUGAAUUUAAAAAGAUUUAAAUCAUUCCACACACCUCCCACCCACCCCCAACCACAAUGGCAUGAAACUAGAAAUCAAUUUUUAAAAAAAACAAACCCUGAAAAACACACAAACACAUGGAGGCUAAAUAACACACUACCAAACAGUGAGUGGGCUAACAAUGAGACCAAGGAAGAAAUCAAAAGAUACCUUGAUCCCUGGCCGGUGUGGCUCAGUUGAUUGGGUGCCGUCUGGUUCCAUUCCAGGUCAGGGCACAUGCCUGGGUUGUGGGCUCAAUCCCCAGUAGGAGGCAUGCAGGAGGCAGCCAAUCGAUGUUUCUCUCUCACAUUGAUGUUUCUCUUUCUCUCUCUCUCUUCCUCUCCUUCCUCUCGCUCUAAAAUCAAUAAAAACAUUUAAAAAAAAAAAAAAGAUACCUCAAGACAAGUAAAAUAAGAACACAACCCCAAAUUCACGAGACACGAAAGUCUCAAACCAGCAAUGGAACCUUUCACUAGAAGGCAGGUUUUCAAUGAGCCCAUAGGAUUAUUUUAAAAUGUGUACCAUGAUCUUCAUUGGAUUGAUUGAUUGUUGUUAUGGCAGCAGUAUUCUUUUUUUUUUUU
This is a messenger RNA of Eptesicus fuscus (big brown bat), 2688 nucleotides long. RefSeq names its product schwannomin interacting protein 1 (gene SCHIP1). Lineage: Eukaryota; Metazoa; Chordata; Mammalia; Chiroptera; Vespertilionidae. Gene Ontology annotation, cellular component: cell junction; plasma membrane. Gene Ontology annotation, biological process: positive regulation of hippo signaling. The record is from RefSeq and is a predicted model, not a curated record. The transcript is spliced from 7 exons. Bases 200 to 1786 code for a protein of 528 amino acids.